Schistocerca gregaria is the source of this 1189-nucleotide messenger RNA. RefSeq names its product radial spoke head 1 homolog. The record is from RefSeq and is a predicted model, not a curated record. The coding region runs from base 1 to 1071 and encodes 356 amino acids. The transcript has 8 exons. Lineage: Eukaryota; Metazoa; Arthropoda; Insecta; Orthoptera; Acrididae.
AUGGGAGAUGAAGGGGAAGAUGCACUUGGAGAAGGAGAGGAAGAGUCAUUGGGGGAGUACUGGGGGGAGCGCAACGCAGCGGACCAGCGCCACGGGCGGGGAUGGGCGCGGCUGCCCAACGGCGACCUCUACGUGGGGCAGUACGCGCGUGGCAAACGACACGGCGUCGGCAUCUACGUGUUCCGUGGGGGCGCACAGUACCACGGCGACUGGCGGCAGGGUCUCAAGUACGGACAGGGUGUCUUCCACUACCCGGACGGCUCCCGCUACGAGGAUAGCUGUACCGUAGGCGACUGGCGGUACGACGCGCGCCACGGCUACGGCACGUACUACUACCCGAACGGUGACGAGUACGAGGGCACGUGGUACCGCGGCCUGCGCCACGGACUGGGCACCUACGUGUUCGUCGAGUCCGGCACGCGCUUCAUGGGCACCUGGGUGAAGGGCCGCAUGCUGGGGCCCGGCCAGCUGCUCUUCCCGCGGCACCGCUUCCACGGAUCCUUCAAGAACAACACGCCCUUAGGAUCAGGCGCGUACUGGUUCGAGUCCGGCUGCGUGCAGCUGGGCAACUACUUGAUGGCCAGGGACCCUGAGCUGGAGUUCGGGGAAGAAGAACCCGUUCGGCCGCCGCCGACAGGCGAGGGUGCCGAGGAGGAGGAGCAGUGGCCGCCGCGUGGGGAGGUGGCGCUGUGGCGCGCGCACUCGCUCCGCCCCUUCCGGCCAGACAUCAUGCCUCCGGAGCCCGUCUCGCUCACGAUUACGGACUCUCGGGAGUCGAUCCCCGUGGAGGUUCCAGAGGAGCCUGUGGAAGAGGAGCCACCGCUGGAGAUAGACGACCAGCUGUUCAUGCGGUCGCCGCCGCCUGAGGCCGUCGAGCCGGAGGAGAUGGUGCCCGAGGAGGGAUGGCCCUUCGACGAGGAGGACGCUCUUACGCCUGUGUACUCAGGACAGUGGAACGACAUUCAGCAUGAAUUCCGCCUGUCACGAAGGGCACGUGAGGCUGCAUUGGCAGUGAAACCAGGACAAGAAGAAACAGAAGAGGGAAUGGGCGACGAGUUCGCCACAACGUGAAUUGGAAUCACCUUGCAGCACUAGGCUAUCGUAUUUUCUGUAACUCCUUUACAUUUGUUGAUCGUUUAUUUGAGUGACAUUUACAAAUUUAAGGAAUUCGUCACAGAUUCUGCUUAUU